Messenger RNA from Prosopis cineraria, 2251 nucleotides. Its product is annotated as WPP domain-interacting protein 1. The transcript is spliced from 3 exons. Lineage: Eukaryota; Viridiplantae; Streptophyta; Magnoliopsida; Fabales; Fabaceae. Bases 239 to 2047 code for a protein of 602 amino acids. The record is from RefSeq and is a predicted model, not a curated record.
AAAUUUCGGUAUAAUGUCAAAAGAUUAUGCAACGUAUUUUGGGCUGACAUGCGAAGCAUCGAGAGUUUGACAAUGUCCGAUAGUAUUCUGCGUUGAAACUGAUGAAGUUUAGGGUUUCCAUGCCCUUCGUUUGGAGUGCUUCAUCCAUUUAUUGUGAAGAUUAUUCAUCUGGAUUGCUUAUGAACUUGAAUUUCUUCCAUUGAUCCGACAAUUUUGGCGGGGGUCAUUGAUUAUUGCUAUGGAUUUGGAAAGUGAAUGCUCAAUCUCUGCGGAGGAAAAUGAAGUCGGGCAGAACAAAUCGCCUCAUGAUGGUGAAAAUGGGGCUGAGAGUAAUCUCUCUUGUCCUGAUGGAGAUUCAACAGACCAAAAAGGAAAACUUGCUGGAUUAGAUGGUGAAGAGCCUCAGCGUCUGAGCGGAACAAAUCUUUCCGAGAGUUCACAUCCGACAACUAAAGGCUAUGGAUUGAAGAAAUGGAGGAGAAUUAAGAGGGAUGUUGUUAAGGACCAAAAUACAUAUCUAGAUUCGAGCAAAUUGUUGAAGCGAGGUUUGUCUGGCGUUGCCAAUUCAACUAAAGCCCAGCCUUUUCCACAUGAUAUUCAACAGAAUAGUGAGGGUUCUAUUGGAUCCUCAAAUGUGUUAAAAAAUGUUGGGUUUACUUACGGCUUAGCAGUGCGUGGCUCUAGUUCAGAUUCCAAAUAUGCGGUUGGAUCUGCUUUUGCAGUUGGGACGGAUUCUGAAAAUAGUGAAGAUCGGAGUAGCAAAUCAUCAACGGCAGCUAGCGCGCCACACAGAUAUGCGAAGGAAAAUAGCCAGAGUAGGAACAUCGGUUCAAAUGUUUUUGCGAAUUCAACUCAAAAGGUUCAACAUGGAAAAGGACAGAUUGAAAGCAGUAAAAAACAUCGAGGUGAAAGAGUAAAAGCGAGGAAGCAAAAUUCUCACUCCAGUACGGAUUCUGAUUCAAGAAGUUCCAACGUUAAUCGAAAUGCUUUUACAGUGACUAGUAAUGGAAAACACUGGGAAGAGUCAGUUAUUUAUCACGAAGGUAACAGCGGUGAUGCUCACACUAAUGAACAUUUUCCUGAUGAAGUUCACGUUGGAUAUUGCAAAGAAAACGUGGUAGAAGAUGAAGGGCUUUUUCAGGGGAAUUUGGCCACGAAAUUUUCUUGGGAUUUGAAGGAAGAGAAAAGCGAUAGCAAACAGCCUUCAAUGGUGGGGGAUCCUCUAGUUGAAUCCAUUCUUAGUCUCCAGUCUGUACAGGAGGCGCUUGCAGAAGUAACCAAUCUGUGCGUUCUUGCAGAAGUCCAGAAGCUUAGGGAGAUUGGACAUGAGCAUCUCUCACCGGGUGAUGAAUCAAUUAAAUGUGCCACGGCAGCAGCUGAAUUUGGUUCUGUUGACCCCAAAUUCCAUGAGUCAUGGUUUUCUGGCCAGUCUGAAGUCGAAGGAAUUAAACAAACUGCUUCAAGUUUCUUGGAACAUCGGUUGAUGAUGAGCCUGACCGAAAAUGUAAAUAAUUUAGAACUCAAGUUGGAGGAAACACAGAGAAUACUUGCUGCGAAGAAUUCAAGGAUCGCUGAACUCGAAACAUCCCUGAGAAAUGACAAGCCUCCUAGCAUAGAAUCAAGUACCCUCGUGCAUUUACCAGAAGAAUAUAGAGAGGCGGAUUUUGAUCUUGAUGAGCUUUUUAGGCAAAAGAUUGAAUCUGAGGUUGAAUGCCUGUUGAUCACAAAGAUGAUGCAUGAUUUGAAGGUUGAAGCAGAUUUUCACCUUAAACAAUUGGAAGAACUGGAAGCACUGUCCAGGAAGCAAGCCCAGUUUCUGCCUAAGCUUGUGGAGGCAGAGAGUAAGGCUUCAGUGCUGAAGAACCAAUCAGAAGAACUGGAAAAUCAUCAUGGUGGAACUUUAGAAGUUUUGGAGUCUUUUAUGAUGCAAAAACGAGUAUAUAAGGUGACUUUUUACUUUUGGGUACAGUUUUUGUUGUUAAUCUUGGCCUUUUGGUUUUUCACGUCACAGUUGGCCCCCAAUGCAAAGGCUGUUGUACCCACAUAAGUCUGCAAAACUAUGUUCCAGUUUCUGUAUUCUAAAAUUGCUUAUGAAUGUAACUAAAAUUUCAUCAUCUCACAAACUCAUCCUCCCCCCAGCCCCCUUCUCUUUGGGUAGGGGGAUAUUUGCUGUCUUGUUUUGAAUUCUUUUGUUCACCGCUGUAACUGAAAUUUUGGCUUUUUAUGCAGUUUUUUAUUGUCAUUUUGUCCA